CCUGCCGGGGCAGGGGGCGGGGCCCGGAGCGCGGAGGACGCGGCGCGUGCUCGAGGCGAUGGGGGAUGGAGCGGGAGGAGGAGGAGGAGGAGGCGGAGGAAGGAGCCGGGGCUGCGGCUGAGGAAGGAGCGGGGGCUGCGGGAGCCGAUGAUGCUGGUGCUGAGGAUGAGGAUGAUGAGGAUGAUGAUGAUGAGGAAGGCGUGGCGGGCCGGUUCCUGGCUCUCCAGCGCGCUCUCUCCGAGCGGCUCCGGGCGCUGCCGCCGCCGGGCCCGCCCGUGGCCGUGGUGUACGCGCCGCUCGAGUACGCGUGGGAGCCGCACCGGAGCUUCGUGCGCCGCUUCCUGCGCUCGCCCAAGGCCGUGCUGUUCCUGGGCAUGAACCCGGGGCCCUUCGGGAUGGCACAGACCGGGGUGCCGUUCGGCGAGGCGUGGCACGUCCGCGAGUGGCUGCGGGUGUCGGGCUCGGUGCUGCGGCCGCCCCACGAGCACCCCAAGCGCCCGGUGCUGGGGCUGCGCUGCCCGCGGGCCGAGGUGAGCGGCGCCCGCUUCUGGGGGCUCAUCCGCAGCCUCUGCCCCGACCCCCGCGCCUUCUUCCGCCACUGCUUCGUGCACAACCUCUGCCCGCUGCUCUUCCUCGCCGCCUCGGGCCGCAACGUGGCCCCUCCGGAGCUGCGGGCGGCGGAGCGGGAGCGGCUGCUGGCGCCGUGCGGGGCCGCGCUCGCCGCCGCCGUGCGGGCGCUGCGGGUGCGCCUGGUGGUGGCGCUGGGCCGCGUGGCCGAGCUGCGGGCGCGCCGGGCGCUGCGGGACGCGGGCAUGGCCGUGCCCGUGGCCUGGAUCCCGCACCCGUCCCCGCGGAACCCCCGCGCCAACCGCGGCUGGGAGGGGGAGGCGCGGGAGAGGCUGCGGGAGCUGGGGGUGCUGCGGCUCUUGGGGGUGCGGGACGGGGGGGAUGGAGGGACGGAAGGGUUGGAGCUGCUGGGGACUGGGGAAAGUGGGGCUGGGGGGGGCCUGGACCAGUUUGGGACUGGGGAAAGUGGGGCUGGGGGGGGCCUGGACCAGUUGGGAACUAAGAAAAUGGGUCUGGAGGGUCCUUGCCCCAGUUUGGGACUGGGGAAAGUGGGGCUGGGGGGAGCCUGGACCAGUUGGACCAGUUUGGGACUGGGGAAAGUGGGGCUGGGGGGUCCCUGGACCAGUUUGGGACUGGGGAAUGUGGAGUUGGAGGGGGCCUGGACCAGUUUGGGACCAGGGAAAAUGGAGUUGGGGGGCACCUGGACCAGUUGGGAACUGGGGAAAAUGGGGCUGGGGGGUCCCUGGACCAGUUUGGGACUGGGGAAAAGGGGAUUGGGGGGCACCUGGACAGUUGGGAACUGGGGAAAAGGGGAUUAG
Molecule: messenger RNA, 1385 nt
Organism: Zonotrichia leucophrys gambelii
Lineage: Eukaryota; Metazoa; Chordata; Aves; Passeriformes; Passerellidae
Gene: SMUG1
Product: single-strand-selective monofunctional uracil-DNA glycosylase 1
Exons: 3
Coding region: 66-1385 (439 amino acids)
Biological process (GO): base-excision repair
Molecular function (GO): oxidized pyrimidine nucleobase lesion DNA N-glycosylase activity; single-strand selective uracil DNA N-glycosylase activity
Source: RefSeq, a predicted model, not a curated record